Entelurus aequoreus (snake pipefish) is the source of this 974-nucleotide messenger RNA. RefSeq names its product forkhead box N1 (gene foxn1). The record is from RefSeq and is a predicted model, not a curated record. The annotation marks the transcript as partial. Gene Ontology annotation, biological process: regulation of transcription by RNA polymerase II. Gene Ontology annotation, molecular function: transcription cis-regulatory region binding; DNA-binding transcription factor activity, RNA polymerase II-specific. NCBI's taxonomy places the organism in Eukaryota, Metazoa, Chordata, Actinopteri, Syngnathiformes, Syngnathidae. The transcript has 5 exons.
ACCCUCUUCCCCAAGCCGGCUUACUCGUACAGCAUUCUCAUCUUCAUGGCCCUGAAGAACAGCAAAACAGGAAGCCUGCCAGUCAGUCAGAUCUACAGCUUCAUGACUGAAAACUUCCCCUAUUUUAAGACAGCCCCUGAUGGAUGGAAGAACUCGGUGCGACACAACCUCUCCUUGAACAAGUGUUUCGAGAAGGCGGAGAUCCAAAAUGGCAACUCGUCCCGUAAAGGUUGCCUGUGGGCUCUCAACCCUGCCAAGGUGGCAAAGAUGCAGGAGGAGCUCCACAAGUGGCGCCGCAAAGAUCCCGUCACUGUUCGCAGGAGCAUGGCGAGACCAGAGGACCUCGAUCGCCUCCUUGGAGAUCGGCCUAACAAGUGGCGAUCGGUGCCGGUUUACACCAGAACUGCAGGUGUUGAUGGCGCCUCCUCCUCAACACCCAGUCGACGUCCGCAAUAUUCACAGACUUCUCCACCUUCGGAGCCGCUCCUCCACCUGCAUCAGCAGCUCACAGCGGACGUCCAAUACAACGCAUCUUCGAGUAGGAAGCUCCCGCCCGCCUACAGCGCCGCCCCGCAGGCCGACUUCAGCGUCAGGAACCUGCAGGACUUUUUGUUCGAGGACACCAGUUACGAUGUGGACGUGCUCAACCCCAGUCUGACGGACCUGCAAUUGCAAGGUAAUUUUUGGGAGGAGUUGCGAGAAGACAGCUUGGGGUCAGCAGCUCCCACAAUGCCAACCUUCCCGCCCGUCCUGCAGGCGUCCUGCGUCCAUCCCAGCUGUGUGGACGCAAUACUGCCCUAAGACCUCCCCCGUGUCCUUUUCCGAGUGGAUUUACCUUUUUAAAGUUUAUUGAAGAGCGGACAAUUUGCUGCUGUAUUCUAACGCUCCUUCAGAGAAGUAUGAGGCCAAAGUGAAGUCCUCAAAUCUUUGUUCUCCCGCGUGUGAUGGAGGGACAAUAGACACCAUGACCACAA